AUGGAGCUUCAAACUUUGGUAUUAACGUAUUUCAUAGUGGCUUUGGUUGUUGUUGUUGUUCAACCUGGGAAUGGUGCAGGCUUCGUUGAAAGAAAAGGCACUCAUUUUUAUCUAAAUGGGAAACCACAUUAUGUGAAUGGAUUCAAUUCUUAUUGGUUAAUGAACUUGGCAACUGACCCAUCUACAAGAUCUAAGGUUACUUCAACUUUUCAACAAGCUUCUCAAAAUGGUUUAAAUCUAGGAAGAACAUGGGCUUUCAAUGAAGGAUUCCUUCAAACCUCUCCGGGUUCUUACGACGAAAAUGCCUUCAAGGGUUUGGAUUUUGUAAUUUCAGAGGCAAAAAAAUAUGGAGUACAACUUAUACUAAGUUUGGUGAAUAAUUGGGAAGAGUUUGGAGGCAAAAUUAAAUAUGUUCAAUGGGCAAAAGGACGUGGCCAAAAUGUAAUAAAUGAUGAUGACUUUUUUACUCAUCCUGUUGUUAAGGAAUACUACAAAAAUCAUGUUAAGACUGUGCUAACAAGAGAAAACACAAUAAAUGGUAUUUUAUACAAAGAUGAUCAAACUAUAUUCGCAUGGGAGCUUAUGAAUGAGCCUCGUUUAAAUGGCUCAGGAAAAUCAAUUCAGAAUUGGAUAAGUGAAAUGGCGAGUUAUGUGAAAUCCAUUGACAACAAUCAUUUGGUGGAAAUAGGACUUGAAGGUUUCUACGGUGAAACAAAGCAGCAGUUCAACCCGGAUUCACUUCUAGUCGGAACUGAUUUUAUAUCCAACAACCAAAUUCCUCAAAUUGAUUUUGCAACCAUUCACCUGUACCCUGAUCAAUGGUUACUAGGCUCAAACGAGGCAAACCAGAGUGCAUUUGUUGACAAAUGGAUAGAAGAACAUAUUCAGGACAGUAAAAAUGUACUAGGAAAGCCAAUAAUUGUAGCAGAGUUUGGAAAGUCUUCAAAGUCACCUGGAUAUAGCAUAGAUGCUAGGGAUGAUUACUAUAAGAAAAUAUACAAUAUUAUAUCUGCAAGUGCUACUAGCGGUGGAUCUUGUGCAGGUGGGAUUUUCUGGCAACUUCUGUCUCAAGGAAUGGGUAGCUAUGGAGAUGGUUAUGAAGUUAUUUUGGAGAAUAGCCCAUCAACUGCACAGAUCAUCAAACAACAAUCUACCAAGAUGUCAAAUAUCAAAAUAUAG
Lathyrus sativus (Indian pea) is the source of this 1179-nucleotide messenger RNA. Lineage: Eukaryota; Viridiplantae; Streptophyta; Magnoliopsida; Fabales; Fabaceae. The record is from the annotation of a GenBank genome assembly.